AUUUUUUCAAAUAAAGGGCUUUUCAGGCGACUGUCCCGCCCCUAGCCCCAAACAUCGAAAAGUCCCGAAAAAGGAAUCAAAUUAUGGGUCAAAUUGACAUUCGACGUUUUUUUUCAACUGAUAGAGCUGUUCAAGUUUCAGGUAAAGCCGACGGUAUUAUACCAACGAUUAUAACGCCAUCUAGUGACGAGUAGCAAGACUAGCAAGCGGCCAACUUCAAUGAAUCUCCAAUUUCAAAUAAAAAGUUCUACGCAAGGGAUCAUUGAUAAAUUGUCGUGAAAUACCCUUAACAUGAUAGAAAUGAAUUUAUCUCUUGAUACCCACAGUCACAUUCAUACCAUCGGAGGUCGAGAAGAGACGUGUUUAAUUUUGUGUAAUUAUAGUCACGCUGCCAUUUUGAGGAACCAUGCCGGGACCUUACCGCGAUAGAUGGGACCCACGCUUCCAACUGUCUCCAAUACCUGAAGACGACCGCUCAUCGUCGUCGAGCAGCGUCAGCAGCUUGCCGGACCUGAUCAUAGAGCCGGAGCCCAACCGGCACGAUCACGCGCCGAGCUUCUACGAAGAUCUAGAACGACGGAUGACGCGGUACUACCGCAAACUGUUUUUUGAUGAGAAAGGCAGUGAUGACGACAGCUUCGAGAUUGAAGAUAAUCGAAGUAUGGGCAGCACUUUCAUAAUACAUACCAACCAAAGGGAAGAUGAAAUAAGAAAUAAUGAAAAUAUAGAAUUUAAUGUAGAUGUUUCAAUGACAAGAGAGAAACAAUUGACAAAAUCUACAAUCGAAAGUGAUGAUGAUGUAACAGUAAAAGAACAGACAUAUAACGAUAAACGAAUAGACACUUGCUCAACAUAUAAAGAUACUAGUCGUAAAUCUAUUGAGGAUUCAAAGUCUUCAACUGCUGAAGAUGACGACGAGUACAUUCAGACGAUCGAAUCUCCGACGAAAUACGAUGAAAAUGAGAUCAAACUGAGCGAAAUCAUUGAAGUAAAUGAUAAUAAACAAAUCGAUAGCGAAAAGAGAUUAAGCUUAACAAAUAGAUCGAAAUCUGUUGAGGAAUUUGAUAUAAGCAGGCAAUUUGUAGCACUAAGAGAAUCUGAAAAAAAUGAAACUAAAUCAGUUUCAGAAGAUUCAGCCCCAUAUUGUCAUAGAAUAUCGACUACAACUGCAGAAAUACAUAAAUCCCCAAUAAGAGCUUCAGUUCAGUUUGAUAAUGGGAGCCCUGUCUUGAUACCAAGGGCGCUACAAUUCGGUAGAACAGUAUUUGGGUCUAGAGUUGUCAGAAGGCUUUCUGGGCAGAGCUUUAACGAUUUAAAAACUUCUGGGGAAAAUAUUAAUAAUGUUCCAACACAUGUAGCUGAACACUCAGAUAAACAAGAUAUAGAAGAACCAGAGCAACACACGCAAAGACUACUAACAUCCAGUGAACUAACAAGAAUUAGUAUCGAUAAAACAUUUGACGCAGAGGUAGUAAUAAUUAUCGGAACUGACCAUAACAAAGAAGAUGCUGUUGAUAAGAGUCACGAAAUACAUACGGGAGAUAAUUUGCCCGAAUGUAAACUUGAAAGUGAUUUUGAGCCUUUGGAGGAGAUGAGAGACGCUCGAGGGUCUGGCGGCGGUAAUGUGUCCUGGCAUGGAGAGAUAGAUCAUACAAGUCCUGCAUUAGCAUUUGAAGCUAAGACAAGUGCAGAUAAACUUGAAGAUGUAUCCUCUGCCUCAGAGGAAAUCAACGCUUCUAUCGAAAAGAGCGUAGAAGACGAUAUUAAAAAACAACGAGAUUGUGCUAGAAUUAUAGAUAAUUUUUGGUCGUCCCCAGAAGCCAGUCGUGAAUAUUUGCCAAAAGAUAAUUAUAAACGUAAACAUAAAAGUUCGAAUAAACGAAGAUCAGGUUCAAGUGACGACGCACCGCCGAGCAAGAGGGAGAAAAAUGUAACCGCCCAAACUAGUUCAGAUAAAAAAAUCAACUGGGAGGUAUUUAGAAAGGAGCUAAUAGUAGGCACACCUCUUGUGUACAGGUUAUGUAGGUGUCAGGACCAUAAUUGUUCUAUUCCUCCAAAUAUUCCUUGAUUCCUAUUGAAUUUGCUUUGCUUUUGUAAGAACUGCAUUUUUGUAUACUUUUACAACUUUUUUUGUGUCCAUUGAUUUCUUUAUUAUGUAACCAAAAGCUGGUACAUACGGAAUAUAUAUAUUUUUUUAA
Messenger RNA from Cydia pomonella (codling moth), 2198 nucleotides. RefSeq lists its product as uncharacterized. NCBI's taxonomy places the organism in Eukaryota, Metazoa, Arthropoda, Insecta, Lepidoptera, Tortricidae. The transcript is spliced from 5 exons. The coding region runs from base 407 to 2068 and encodes 553 amino acids. The record is from RefSeq and is a predicted model, not a curated record.